Molecule: messenger RNA, 1587 nt
Organism: Dothidotthia symphoricarpi CBS 119687
Lineage: Eukaryota; Fungi; Ascomycota; Dothideomycetes; Pleosporales; Dothidotthiaceae
Exons: 2
Coding region: 1-1587 (528 amino acids)
Source: RefSeq, a predicted model, not a curated record
AUGGCAGGUCGCAAUAGGCCCCCUCCUAGUGGAGAGAAACAUCAACCUUACACGUACCCAACCUUCAACGAAGCCGAGCCACGCAGCCAGGGCAGCGGUAGCGCCGAUAGUCGACGUCAGUCGCAACAAGUACAUGGCGGGCCCUUUUGCCACCCUCAAUCUAUGCCACAACAGACCUGGCAAAAACUGCACAACGGAGAUUAUGCGACCGAUCGUGAUCCUUUCGGUGUAUCCCCCUCGUAUGCCAUGCACGAGGCCUAUCUCGGAAACAUGCACUCGAAACACCAACAACCAGGCGAGACAGACGGCGUUCAUCAGCAUCUCGGCUACUCACACAACCACCGGUCGUGGGCUGAAGUAACGUCUGCUCAGAACGUUGGGAAUGUAGCCGAUUCUGUAUCGGAUUGGGAGUUGGUGGAUCAUAACCCCCAAUACGAUCUUGCCACCGCCUCGGCAUGGAGCCAUGAUGGUAUGUUCCCAUACAACGGCGGAAGACGAUACGUUGGUACUGUCGACGGAGAACACAAAGGUGCGUUAAAUGGGGCAAGUCCUUACGGAACGACUCAAGGCUCCGAGCGAGUGGGGUACACACAUCCGAGUUUGGAUCACUAUGAACCGUAUACCAAUCAGUCGCGGUCGACUCUUGACUUGGAACCGCCAUGUGCCGAACAAAAGCCCUCGAUUCUGGGUCCAGAACGCCUUGAUGUGUUCGAUGCAUUGCCCAUAACCGCGGCAGAGCUUUCUUGGUCUGGCUUGAAUAUGCGUGGCGACUAUAUUGCGACAACGACGGAGCCUUGCAUUGGCAUGACGGGGAACCAACUUGAGGAGAUAGAGGGAUACCGGUCAACGAAGCAAGCUAGCGCUGGCUCCUCGACGUCUUUCCAUUCUUUUGACAUGAGCGUGGACACUUCCUUGACGUCAUUCACUCAAGAAGUGAACGACAUACGGGAAACAAACGGAAUGACGGACAGCAUGCUGACUAUCCGCCCGAGUGACCCGCCCCAGGGAGAACACACGCAGAACUCCAACUAUGUCUUCGAACGGAGACAGCCCCUAGGGUUGGGGAAUCAGGGGCCAUUCAGAUUGACCGUGGAAUGUGAGACUCCGUCGCCGGAUAAGGAUAAUCAAUCCCACAUACUCGUUGGUUCAGCAUCCUCAUUAUGCAGUGAUUGGCAACACCUUUCCGUCGAAUCGACACAUCCUUCGAGCUCCGACACCACAUCAACCGCGAGCGCAUCUUCCCUCUCCACCUCGAAUGUACUAUAUUGCGAUGAACCUGGGUGCGAUAAAGAGUUUCAUGGAGAACACCGUAAAGGAAACAGAGGCCGACAUAGGCGGCAGAAACACCAGAAAACUGGGGCCAAGACAUAUUCUUGCGAAGUGAAAUCUUGUGCGCAGGUGUUUCAACGAUCAGACGCCCUUCUGAACCAUUGCAGGAAAGACCAUCCUGAGAUUAAAAAACGUCCAGCUCAGCGUCGAACUCCACGCAAGUCCGAAGGAGCCGAGCCCCCGCAGGUUCCUUUGGUCACGCCACAGAACCACAGUCAACAAGACCAGGCUCUCAUGGGCAUGUCCAGUUGGAUGUAG